Molecule: messenger RNA, 921 nt
Organism: Anolis sagrei ordinatus
Lineage: Eukaryota; Metazoa; Chordata; Lepidosauria; Squamata; Anolidae
Source: RefSeq, a predicted model, not a curated record
AAAUGAAAUCAUUACACAUGUGAACAUCUGUCUGGUCAUAAUUACAUAGUGCAAUUUACCGUUGGACAUUGAGUCAUUUGGCAAUUCAGGAAACAGGAAGUGUAUAUAAAGGUACCAGCAUCAUCCACUGACUUCCAUACCUUCUUACAAACUACAAAGAAACUUUUUCCAGUCAUACUCAGGAGAAUAAGAGAUGGGCUUGUUCAUUGUGUUGCUGUGUCUUCCUACUGUACUGCAACUAUUUCCUGGAUGUAUGCAUACAGCAGAAUCAACUCCCGUCGCUGAUCAAAUAGUCAUUGUUAACAAGCACAACAGCCUGCGUAGAAGCGUCAGCCCAACUGCUAGUAACAUGCUAAAAAUGGAAUGGAAUGAUAAAGCAGCUGUGAAUGCGAAAAAGUGGGCAGACAAAUGUACACAAGAGCACAGCCCACCAGCAGAGAGAACGGUUGAUGGAAUACAAUGUGGUGAAAAUCUGUUCAUGUCAACGGCAGCUACUUCCUGGGAUGUCGUUAUUCAGGCCUUUUAUGAUGAGGUGAAAGAUUUCAAGCAUGGCACUGGAGCAACAAGCCCAAAUGCCGUAAUUGGACAUUUCACUCAGGUUGUUUGGUACAGGUCUUACCAAGUCGGAUGCGAUUUUGCCUCCUGUCCUAAUGGCCGUUUUCCAUUCUACUAUGUUUGCCAAUACUGCCCUGCCGGAAAUAUAGCACACUUAAUUCCAACGCCAUAUAAGGCAGGACCACCUUGUGGAGACUGUCCAAAUGCAUGUGACAAUGGACUUUGCACCAACCCUUGUAAACAUAAUGAUAAGUACAGCAACUGUCCUAGUUUAGCAAAACAACCUGGUUGUGGUUACGGAAAUAUGAUGAUGGAUUGUGCUGCUUCUUGCCUCUGCAAGACAGAAAUAAAAUAACAAGUACCUUU